Molecule: messenger RNA, 5810 nt
Organism: Anarrhichthys ocellatus (wolf-eel)
Lineage: Eukaryota; Metazoa; Chordata; Actinopteri; Perciformes; Anarhichadidae
Gene: tesk2
Product: testis associated actin remodelling kinase 2
Exons: 13
Coding region: 727-2598 (623 amino acids)
Biological process (GO): actin cytoskeleton organization; protein phosphorylation
Cellular component (GO): nucleus; cytoplasm
Molecular function (GO): ATP binding; protein serine/threonine kinase activity
Source: RefSeq, a predicted model, not a curated record
UCGGGUGAAGAGCGAAGAGAGACGACGGAGCUGUCAAACAGCAACAAUCGGCUUGAAAUACUAUCCCGGGCGGUGCAACAAACAUCGUACUUUGCUCUUUUGUGGUAACAAGGACGACAGAAGCAGACUUCGACAUCACUUUGAGCAUUCAACCUUUUGGGGAAUUGGGGACUUCUUUUACCGCUGGCGACGAAAAACUUCCUGUUUUUAUGUUGUGUGUUUGGUGGAUCAGGCUAAUGUUUGUUAGCUCUUGGUUUAGCUUAGAGUUUUGUUGACAAACUAGCCACAGUCAGCUGUUCUGUUUCGAAGGGUUUCGCUUCUCGUUUGUGACAAAUGCUACACGAGAACGGCAUGGCACCCAGCUUCAACUGCUGUAAACAUCUCCAUGAAGUAACAUCAGGUCUCCAAAGGCUCACAAUACAUCCGUCAAACAUGUGAAAUCCCUCUCAUCCUGGUGGACUCCCCACUUACAAGCAGUGAGGAACUGGACUAGUGGGAAACAUCUUGGAUCCAUCCAGGGUGUGUCACCAGGUGUGCCCUGAACCAAAAUAUUAAACGGAAGUCUAUGCGUGUGACAUAUUCUCUCCCAGGACACAAACUGAGUGAAGUCUGUGCUGCCGUGGAACCCUCGGCACCCUUAAAACAAUCCAGUCCUCUUGUCAUGUGGGUACAUUACGGGAAAAGGCCCAUAUUACCCUCACUGGUGUCACCGUCUUUCACAUCACCAUGGACCGGAAUAAACGCAACUCCAUCGCUGGGCUUCCUACGCGACCCGAACGCACCGAUGAGGACAGAGAUGGUUUCGGAGGGUUAGGGGUCGGCGAGAUGGGCAUGGGCCCGCCGUCACAGGUGGGCAGGGUGUGGCCCUCAUCCUACAGAGCCCUCAUCAGUGCCUUCUCCUGUCUGACGCGCCUUGAUGACUUCACCUGUGAGUGGAUUGGCUCUGGAUUCUUCUCUGAUGUCUAUAAGGUACGUCAUCGGGCUUCAGACCAAGUGAUGGCUCUGAAGAUGAACAAGCUCAGCAGCAACAGAGCUAACAUGUUGAGGGAGGUCCAGCUAAUGAACCGGCUCUCCCAUCCGCACAUACUCAGGUUCAAGGGAGUGUGUGUCCACGAGGGCCAGCUUCACGCUCUGACCGAGUACAUCAACGGUGGAAACCUGGAGCAGCUUCUAGACAGCAACAAACACCUGAGUUGGCCCACGAGGGUGAAACUGGGCUCCGAGAUCGCCAGCGGUUUGUCCUACUUGCACUCCAAAGGCAUAUUCCACCGGGACCUCACCUCCAAGAACUGCCUGAUCAAAUGCGAGGACAACGGCUACACGGCAGUGGUGGGAGACUUUGGCCUCGCAGAAAAGAUCCCCACCAAUCCUGCUGAAGUAGAGAAACUCUCAGUUGUUGGUUCUCCUUUUUGGAUGGCUCCAGAGGUCCUGAGAAAUGAACCCUACGACGAGAAGACCGAUGUGUUCUCCUUUGGGAUAAUCCUGUGUGAGGUCAUUGCGAGGGUCCAGGCUGACCCCGACUUCCUUCCCCGCACGGAGAACUUCGGCCUGGACUAUCACACGUUCCAGCACAUGGUUGGAGACUGUCCACAUGACUUCCUCCAGCUGGCCUUCAACUGCUGCAAUAUGGACCCUAAACUGCGUCCUUCCUUCCCAGACAUCGUCAGGCACCUCGAGGGCGUUGUCGCAGGCCUCAAAGUUGAAGAGAUGGAGCACGAGUGCGACCCACUCAGCGGGGACAACGACAAGAAGACCGUGUCCAAAGGUGAGAAGAUCCAGGGCUUCAAGCGACUGAACCCUCUCGGUUUCCAGGAUGAUAAAAUCCCUCCAAAAUCCCCACGCCCACGACGAAACAUCUGGCUCAGCCGCAGCCAGUCGGACAUCUUCUCAUGUAAACCAGGGAGGAAAGUCAACGUCCAGGACCCUUACUACAACCCUCCCAAUGCUCAGAGGGCCUCCACAGCCCACAAGAUCAACCCAUUCACCGCCCGAGAGGACCUGUGUGGGGGCAAGAUAAAGUUUUUCGAUGUGCCCAGCAAGUCUGUCUUCUCGCUGGUGUUUGACCUCCACUCGCCUCCGGGAAGUGUGUUCAGUCCCCAGCCGUCUGCUCAUGGACCCGGAGGAUCCCAACAGGGGACGUCUUACUACUGGCGGCAGCUGCCAGGAAGACAGUGUCACUCUCUACCGGUGUGCCCCCAGCUGCCCCGCUCCGAGGCCUUCCCCCUCGCUGCUGAUGUCAGCACCAAUAACAACGGUUCUGUUACCUGUAACUCCAGCCAGCUCGCCACAACGCUGCUAGGAAUCAACUCCAGGUCGGACACAAUCCUGGCGGGAAAUGAUGUCCUGCAGAAAGCGGUGCUGAGUGGCUGGGUGAAGAAAUACGUCGUGGUUGAGAUCCCACCUUACUGCAGGCAGCAAGGAGGGGAGGAGGACGGAGAGGUGGAGGGGAGGAAGGAGCAAAAGGAGGAGGAGUUUGGGGAGAGCUGGUCUCCGAUGGUCCCCAGCAUUGAGAGAAACAGUGGAGAGGCGAUGGACUGCUCCAGCAUCCUGGAGGAAGAGGAGGAACGAGAGAGAGGGACCGACCCCUGCCCCAUGUAACGCACAUGUAACUCCACACACGCACUCGCACACACACACAUGGUGGAGGUGGUGGAUUUGGACAAGAGACGGAGACUUUUAACUUUGGAAGGAGGACAUGGAGACCUGACACAUUUCAAAAAAUUUGGAAAAAGACAAAAAUGAUUUUUAUCUUUCAAGUGAAUGUUUCAUAUUGAUUCAUAAAAUCACACCUGAUGGAGAUAAAUAACUAACUUUCAAAGAUGUUGAACAGAACAAGUCUCCAUUUAGCACAAAGAAAAACCUGCUUUUAGCAACACAAUGGACACUCGGCACAGAGAUUAUUUUUUUGAAAAGGUUGUUUAUAUUUAAUAUUGUGAGAUGAUGUAGAUUUGUUUUCUUUUAAAGGUUUCGUAUAUUAUGCGUCUUGUGUAUGGAGAUCCGUUGUGUUGUGUCUGUGUUUAAAAAUCAAAGCUUGUGUUUUGAUACUUUCCCUCUGUGUUCUUUGUUAGACAAAUGUUUAUAAGAAAUCAAAUCUGAUUAAUGAGACGAGGUUCAGACGAGAAAAUGAGGCGAUUUAUAAUAACUGGGAGCCUGAACAACAACACUCAGACAGAUGUUUCACACCAAGUCUCCUCCAACGGAUUCACAGGGAGCUAAAUGAGAUAGUGAAUUUAGAGAGGAGAUGGUUUUAGUUCAGGAUUUCAACUAGCCACUCGUUGACAUAGUGGCGUUUUUUGUUUGGUCAGAUGCGCGAUAAAUCAGCAUUCAUCCUUCAAAGCAGAGCAUUCACAAGCGGUGUUGUCGAGACGUUAAAUCCAGAACACGCAAUGUAGGCAAACAUGAAUAUUGUUCAAAUUAAAAAGUCCUGGUAAUGUUUUUUGCUUCUCGAAAGCCAACUUUCAAAUCUCAGAUGUCAGAGUUUACUUGAACUCACCACACGUUUUCAAAACAAUCCCGUCUUGCAGCUCUAAGUGAAAGAACAAGUUUAAAGCAAGACUAUGUAACUUUUGAAAGACAAAAUAACACAAUAUUUCUCUAACAAAUGAAGAGUUGAAUUCAUAAACAGUAAAACUCACCCUGUCUGGCUUUGAUGCACUCGGGGAUUUAGCCGCUAAAGCGUCACUUGGUCUGGUCUAUGACCAGUAGCUUAUGGUGGCUAGUAUUAGCAAACUUUAGAUGUUGUCACUUUGUCGACUCACUGUGAAGUGCAACUCACACUAUUCGUGUCACUAAUACAGUCUCCAAGGGCCAGCAUGCACUUCCACCCUCAACAAUGUCGUCAUUAAAGCAACUCGCAUCAAAAUAUCAUGAGAAAUAACCACAGCCAUCAUGCUGUAGUUACCACAUACGGCCACAGGGGCUGCUGUUCUGAUAAAGUAGCAUCGUCUAGCUUUAAAGUCAAACCUAUAAAAUCUAUUAAAACCAAUAAAACCUACCCUAUGCUGAAGGAGAUAAGAAAGGAAACAUCUGUCGAUGAAGAAAUGUGACUGUAGCUGCCGGCAGCUCCUCACAGGACGUUGUCUCUGUCUUUGGCUUAACGGCCAAAAACACAUUACUUGAAGCAGGGGGAGAUGUAUUUUCAUGUUUUUGAGAACCUUCCAAAUCAAAUAAAAAAAGACUAUUUGGCCGCAGCCAAUGUGUUCCCUGAAGAUGGGAAAUCAAUCUUAUUGCACAAAACAAGAAGUCUGUUCACUGCGUCAAAGUCCUACAAAUAUGUCCUGAAACAGUGUUAAGAAACAAGCGACGUCUUUACAGAUGUUUGGUUAUCAGUCUACCAGAAAGGUGCUGCAAUGAGGAGACUUUUGACUACACAGUGUAUGCAGCUAUACCUCUAUUUAUACUGUCUCAUGCAAGUCAAAAUUUCACUUGGUGAACAUUUUUUGGAGUAAUAAUUUCUGUAGAAUCCCUCUCAAACUCCACUAGAUUUAAUUCCAUGUCAUCCCCAGCGUCUUAAAGGAAAACCCCAGUGAACUUCACUUCCCUAUAAACUCAAAGGAAACUUAUAAUUGUACCUAAAAAGCAGCAGAUGAGUCAGUCUCACAGAAUAAUAUUUAGAUUUUAGGGAAACUGCACGACCUGCUCUUUAACUUCUUUCCGUUCAGAUGUUCCCGAGCGUCUGAUGUAACCAGACGGAGAGCUGAGCUUACACACAAAUUAUUAGUUCUGAAUAAAUGUAAAUGUUCCUGCACUUUCCCCCUGAAAAGAUGGUAAAGCUUGUAGUGGCAGGAUUUUACUUGCAUUUAAAUGUAUAUUUUCUUUUAAUUAACAGUAAAUUUAUCCCCAAACAGGAGCUAACUGUCUCACAGCAUCACACUCCCUCGUGGGCUAACAUUUGGUUCAACUGGUGGUCUCAUGACGUUCUCUACUUUUGGUAUCAUGUUGAGCCAGUUGGUCUGUGCUGACCUGUGUGAUCUCUUCAGUUGGAACUAGAAUGCACUUGUACAGAGAUAACCAGCAAUCUCUCAACUACUCGUCACUACUUUUCUAUGCAACCAAUGUAUUUUACAGUAUAAAAGAUCUAAUUAGAUAUUUAUGAGAAAACAUUUUUAACGUCUUACCUUUUUGUAUAUAAAGUUUGUUACCUGCUUUGAUGAAUACAGAUUGAGAUGUUUUUGCUGAUCGAAUAACAAAGCGUCUCCGUGUUUUCCUUGUCUGUCUUCUUUUCUUCAGCACGACUUCAAACCUGUUUCUCUCUCGUGUCUCAAGAGCUCAGCGUCCGUUUUCCUGAAAGAUUAUUCAAAAAUAAAACCCGGAGGUUGAUGGACAAAACUUACUGCAAUUUGAAAGUUAUUUCUAAAAUCUUCUGUCCAUCCAGACAGAAAAAAACGUGUCUGCUGCAGAAUCAAAAUAUUAUUUAAAGUCAUUUUUCAAGACCAUUUGCUAAUCCUAAAGAAGAUUAUAACCAGAGAUGACACACAUUUCCUUAUUUUGUACUUAACUUUAUACAUGUUCUUUUGUUUUGUUAUAUGAUUAUAUGUAUUUUAUGAAAAUAUGAAAAAAGGAAACAUUGACUGAAUAUAUUUGAUACCAAAAUAUAUUUUUUGGUAAAAAUCAAGUAAAGAUUUUAAUGAUCACACAUUCAAGGCACAAACUCAGACUCACUUUUGCUCAUUAACUUACAACGUCCAACAUAAAAAUGACCCCGAUAAUAAUAAUCAUAGUAAUAUUUGGUCCUGUCUUCUGUAUAGUUCACCUCUGGCACCAAUAAAUCUGACAGGUUUUAGUUUGGUGAAACACGGGACCAGCAGACG